Messenger RNA from Maylandia zebra (zebra mbuna), 3297 nucleotides. RefSeq names its product ferrochelatase (gene fech). Gene Ontology annotation, cellular component: mitochondrion. NCBI's taxonomy places the organism in Eukaryota, Metazoa, Chordata, Actinopteri, Cichliformes, Cichlidae. Gene Ontology annotation, biological process: heme biosynthetic process. Gene Ontology annotation, molecular function: protoporphyrin ferrochelatase activity. The record is from RefSeq and is a predicted model, not a curated record.
GCUUAACGGAAGUCCUUGCAGGCAGCCGGCGGUAGCUGAAGGAAUCUGGCUGUGGUGUCGGAUAGUACCGUGAGUUACUGUGGAUCCAGCAGCAGAGAGUCUCAGCAUCCAGCCUUAAUCUUAGCAGGCGCGGAGACGUUUUUUGCGUCAGUGAAAGCGAACAUGAUGGCAGCCCUGGGCAGCGCCGGUCGUUCGAUCCAAUUUGCCAGGAGCAGCUUGAGUCUGAGUUUGAGACGACGCUCCACUGCUGCAGCCGCCGCCUACGCCCAGACUCCAGAGACGCAGGAAAACAGGAAACCGAAGACGGGGAUCCUGAUGCUGAACAUGGGAGGACCCGAGAAGCUAGAAGAUGUUCACGACUUCUUGUUACGCCUCUUCAUGGACACAGACCUGAUGAAACUCCCAGUACAGAAUAAACUCGGCCCAUUCAUCGCCAAGCGGCGCACACCGAAGAUCCAGGAGCAGUACAGCAAGAUCGGAGGAGGCUCGCCCAUCAAACACUGGACGUCCAUGCAGGGGGAGGGCAUGGUGAAGCUGCUGGACGAGAUGAGCCCUGAGACGGCUCCUCACAAGUUCUACAUCGGCUUCCGGUACGUUCACCCGCUGACGGAGGAAGCCAUUGAGGAGAUGGAGAAAGAGGGAGUGGAGAGAGCUGUGGCCUUCACGCAGUAUCCUCAGUACAGCUGCUCCACCACAGGCAGCAGUCUGAACGCCAUCUACCGUUACUACAGCAACAGAGCUGACAGGCCGAAAAUGCGCUGGAGUGUCAUCGACCGUUGGCCCACACACCCUCUGUUGGUGGAGUGUUUUGCAGAACAUAUCAGAAAUGAACUGCUGAAGUUUCCAGAAGAUAAGAGAGAUGAUGUUGUCAUUCUGUUCUCGGCACACUCACUCCCCAUGGCUGUUGUAAACAGAGGUGACCCGUAUCCUCAGGAGGUGGGAGCCACAGUUCAGAGGGUCAUUGAAAGACUGGGUCACUGUAACCCCUACAGACUGGUGUGGCAGUCCAGGGUGGGGCCCAUGCCGUGGCUCGGUCCCCAGACAGACGAGGUGAUCAAAGGUCUGUGUGAGCGAGGGAAGAAGAACCUGCUGCUGGUGCCCAUUGCCUUCACUUCGGACCACAUAGAGACCUUACACGAGCUGGACAUCGAGUACAGACAAGUGCUGGGAGAAGAGUGUGGGGUGGAGAACAUCAGGAGGGCCGAGUCAUUGAAUGGGAACCCUCUCUUUAUGAAGGCCUUGGCAGACCUGGUCCAGUCCCACUUGAAGUCCAACGAGCCAUGUUCCCGUCAACUGACCCUGCGCUGUCCGCUGUGCACCAACCCCACCUGCGGAGAGGCGAAAUCCUUCUUCGCCAACCAGAAGCUCUCAUAGAAACUCAAGACACACAUUCUGAUGCAGCAGGGCUACCUGUGGAGGAGCUCGAGGCCUUCUUCUAAAAAGCUUCAUUCAAACGCACAAGCCCACACCACCUCUCCAACAAGAGUGUCAGUUAACCAGGAAAUGCCACCAAGAAAGGACCAAAUGGUUUCUGCAAAUGUAUUCCCACACACACAUUUACUUUAGGUUUUGGUCUUUAGAGGGGACUAAUAUCUGCCUUUCAAAACCUCUUUAUGCUACUUAAAUUCAUCAUUUUAUUUCACCAGAGAGGUUAAACCGUCAACAGAUACCAUUUGGUCAAAGCUUGUGUAGAUUAGAGAACUGGGACAUCACAUGACAGGAAAAAAUUGCACUAAAAACUGCAUUUCCCCUUACUCACAUUCCAUUUGCUUUGCGCCUGCAAACUUCCAUCAGAGACCCCAUUUUCUUGCCUCUUCGCUGGUGCUAAAUGACUAACAGUCGGCCAUGAUGACACAACACGCACCCAAAGGGUUCUGGGCUGUCUGGCCAUUUCCUUCGCCCUUCAUCUCACCUGCUGCUUCACGCCAUUGUCUCUCCAGGUGGUAGCCCCGCCCAUCCUGUUGUAACUCCUGCAAUUUGAUUGGAGGAGGUUGGAUCCUGUGUGAUAGGAGGGUACUGGCGGGCUUAAGAGAGAAAAAGAGGUUCAUAUUUAAAUUAAAUAAAACUAAAUGAAUUCUUGUGAUGAUCCUUCAUCUGCUCUAAUUUCAUAAAUGAACCCCAGUGAAGCUGGGAAACUAGAGUCACACACUGACCCUGUGAGUGUCAUAAGCAAGCUAGAAAAAUACGUUGCUUCUGUUUUCCUGCUGAGGGAAAAACGGAAACCAAAACAAGUCAAAAAGCGAUGAGGGAUAAUCGAACUGUUCACAUCUUGAGCUGUCCGUAUCGGUAAAGGUCCAGCCUGUGAGUUAGGGGUUGUGUGCAGCUAUUUAUUUUGAGAGCGAUUGGCCCAGUGACGUGACCAGGAGAUGAAACAGUAGCUGCAUACUUUUUUUAUUUUUAUUUUUUUCAAAUAAAGUAAAAUGAAUGUAAUGAAGAGACCAGUCAGAAAUGUGACUUAAAAUUGUAGCUUAACAAGGAAGAAGUUACCAUAAAAUUGUGAAACUAUAUCAGUGAAGCUGCUCAUGAACCCUCCAUGAGGAAAAACAAAGAGGGAACAGACGUUACUGGUUUUUAUAGUAGCAGUACUGUUUUCACAAAUUGAAUAACAGCCACCAACAUCAUCAAGCUUAAAAAUAUCUGGAAAAGGGGGGGGGAAUGACAUUGUCUGUAUCUGUACACCUGAAACUGAAGCUAAACCUAAUCUCUUUAAAGAUGAGGAAAGUAAGAAGGAAAAACAAGCAAUUAAAAAGAAAAACUAAGUGAUCAACACGAGAUAUCCUCACAUCUGUUAAAGGUUUUAAAGGCUCGUACAGCUAUAAGGCCGAACCGAUUUGGUUUCAAUGGGUGUAACAAUUCUGAAAAGACUAAAAUCAUCAUAUUAAUGCUGCUUACUCCCAUUUUUCUAUUGGGCAUCACCAACUUAGAGUUUUUUGUUGCUGUUAUGGUUUCUCUUGUGAGCCAGUAGAUCAGUACUAGUUGAAUACUUUAAAUCUUCUUUAUCAGUAUAGGUGCUGAGUCGGUGUCAAUUCCAUCACUCUCUAACCAGAGCCAACGUCAGAAAAUGUCUUUAUUCUUUAAAGUAUCCCAUCCUUUGGGGCAUGAUAAGAACUGGCUUCAGUUUGGAAGGACUGAACAAAAUGUAGAUGAGUGCAGAGAAGUAGCUCGAAAAUGACAUUUGUCAGGUGUUUAACUGCAGUUAACCUCUGACUGCUGUCUGCAUAUAGAAACAAUUCAUCCUGAUAUUAUUGUAUCCAAUUUAACCAGUGAUUAGUCUGAAUUAAAGAAUUCUAUAAUUGA